This is a messenger RNA of Miscanthus lutarioriparius, 531 nucleotides long. NCBI's taxonomy places the organism in Eukaryota, Viridiplantae, Streptophyta, Magnoliopsida, Poales, Poaceae. The record is from the annotation of a GenBank genome assembly.
AUGUUCACGAAUGCGCAGCGCCAGGUCGAGCGCACCGGCCAUUCCGGGACUCCGCGAGACCAGUACCUUCAGGAUCUCGUGACCCAGUUCCAGAACGCCACGGAUGAAGAAUCUAAGGAAAAGAUAGCUGCGAACUUGGCAAAUUUUGCUUAUGACCCUUUUAAUUAUGCCUUCAUGCGCCAGCUGAAUGUUCUUGAGUUAUUCUUGGACUGCAUUACAGAGCCAAAUGAAAGGCUUGUCGAGUUCGGCAUUGGUGGAAUAUGUAACUCCUGUGUUGAUCCUGCAAAUGCUUCAAUCAUUACUCAGUGUGGUGGAAUCCCAUUGGUUAUACAAUGCUUAUCGAACCCGGUGCGGAAUACUGUGACUUAUGCACUUGGGGCUUUGUAUUACCUUUGCAACCCUUUGACAAAGAAGGAGAUCCUGAAACCAGAUGUAGUUAGGACUAUAAGAGAGUAUGCUUCAGCUGGAGCUGUCAGUACCAGCUUCAGCAAUCUGGCUAAUGCUUUCCUGGAGAAACAUGUUGAUCCAUGA